UAAAUAUUAUCAUUUAUAUUGACAUAUCACAAUAUACGCAAAAAAUAAUUGAAUUUUCACUUACAGAUCUUCAAGCUAAUUACUUAUAAGACUUGUUGUUUUAAAGUAAAUUUUUGAAAAUGAGGCUUUUUAUCAUUUGCUCUCUUAUAGUUUUUGUAAUCGGAAAAAACUAUCGGAAAAGCACAGAUAAUUGCAAGUUGCAAGACGAUCCCAAAUUUCCGCAAUGCAAAGCAAAAAUUUCAUGGAUGCAAGGUAACUGGCAAUCAGAUCCGUUUUAUAAAAACAACGGAGUUGAUGGAUCACUGUGCUCAAUAAUAAAUUAUUUGAGUAAGGUGGAAAAAUUUUGUCCUUGUGCUGUACCAAUAGAUUCUCGUUACCCAGAAUGCGCAAAUAAAGUUUCAUGGAUGCUAGGAAACUGGCAAUCAAAUCCGUUUUAUAAAAACAAUGGAGUUGAUGGAUCAGUGUGUUCGAUAAUAACCUACUUGAGUGAGAUAGAAAAGUUUUGCCCCUGCGCUGUACCAAUUAAUUCUCAAUUUCCGAUUUGUCAAAAUAAAGUUUCAUGGAUGUUAGGGAAUUGGCAAUCAAAUCCAUUUUAUAAAAACAACGGAGUUGAUGGAUCAGUGUGUUCAAUAAUAACUUACUUGAGUAAGGUGGAAAAGUUUUGCCCCUGUACUGUACCAAUUAAUUCUCAAUUUCCAUUCUGUCAAGACAAAGUUUCAUGGAUGCUAGGUAACUGGCAAUCAAAUCCAUUUUAUAAAAACAACGGAGUUGAUGGAUCAGUGUGUUCAAUAGUAACUUACUUGAGUAAGGUGGAAAAGUUUUGCCCCUGUACAGUACCAAUUAAUUCUCAAUUUCCAUUUUGUCAAAACAAAGUUUCAUGGAUGCAAGGGAACUGGAAAUCUAAUCCAUUUUAUAAAGACAAUGGAGUGGAUGGAUCAUUAUGUUCAAUUCUUAUCUAUCUUAGCAAGGUUGAAAAAUGGUGUCCGUUAUAAAAUGGAGAACUAAAAGAAACGUUAAUUUAAUUGCAUUUUUUUUAUUGCUUCAUACUCAAAAAAUAACCUUUAUAAUUUUGAACUUGUAAAACAUUGUCUUUUAUUUGCUUUAUCUAUAUAAAUAAGGAGGAACUAUAUUUUUA
This is a messenger RNA of Hydra vulgaris (swiftwater hydra), 1135 nucleotides long. RefSeq names its product alpha-1,6-mannosylglycoprotein 6-beta-N-acetylglucosaminyltransferase A. The record is from RefSeq and is a predicted model, not a curated record. Lineage: Eukaryota; Metazoa; Cnidaria; Hydrozoa; Anthoathecata; Hydridae. Gene Ontology annotation, molecular function: alpha-1,6-mannosylglycoprotein 6-beta-N-acetylglucosaminyltransferase activity. Gene Ontology annotation, cellular component: Golgi apparatus. Gene Ontology annotation, biological process: protein N-linked glycosylation.